This is a messenger RNA of Sardina pilchardus (European sardine), 1495 nucleotides long. It is a transcript of the gene stx7l, whose product is annotated as syntaxin 7-like. Bases 158 to 940 code for a protein of 260 amino acids. Gene Ontology annotation, biological process: vesicle fusion; intracellular protein transport; vesicle-mediated transport. The record is from RefSeq and is a predicted model, not a curated record. NCBI's taxonomy places the organism in Eukaryota, Metazoa, Chordata, Actinopteri, Clupeiformes, Clupeidae. Gene Ontology annotation, molecular function: SNAP receptor activity; SNARE binding. The transcript has 10 exons. Gene Ontology annotation, cellular component: endomembrane system; membrane; synaptic vesicle.
CUUCUCCUCUCUUGCAUCUGUAUGAAGUGAGGAAAUGUGCUGCUGGCAGCGCACGCACCCAGCUGAUCAUGUGACAUAGAAAUGACUCAAAGAUCAGGAAGCCAGCGCAGAAACUGACUUUGGUUUAAGCGUUAUAAGAGUAGCUCAAUGCUCUGCCAUGGACUAUCAACGUGGUGUACCCAAGGACCCAAACCAGCUUGCACAGACUAUCAGUUCCAAUAUACACAAGAUCACACAGCAAACAUCUGAGAUCCAGAGGAUUGUCAGUCAGCUAGGGUCACAACAGGACACCACUGAGCUGAGACAAACACUACAACAGAAGCAGCAAAAUGUCAACAAUCUUGCCAAAGAAACGGAUAAGUUUAUGAAAGAGUUUGGUUCCUUGCCGGUAACAACAGAGCAGCGCCAAAGAAAGAUCCAGAAGGACCGUCUCGUCAAUGAUUUCUCCAAUGCACUGGCACUUUUCCAAAGGACUCAGAGGGAGGCCGCACAGAAAGAGAAAGAGUUCGUCGCCAGAGUUCGUGCCAGCUCCCGGGUAUCGGGUGGUGCCACAGAUCAUGAAUUUGGAGGAAGUACUAAUCCUUUUGGGAGUGACAGUCAGACACAGAUCCAGGCAGAUGAGGAAGCCAUCACUGAGGAUGACCUGUGUCUCAUCCAGGAGAGAGAGCAGUCUAUACGACAGCUAGAGUCUGAUAUUACAGACAUCAAUGAAAUCUUUAAAGACCUGGGAAUGAUGGUCCAUGAGCAAGGAGACAUGAUUGAUAGCAUAGAGGCCAACGUUGAGAGCGCUGACCUCAAUGUCCAAUCCGCAACUCAGCAGUUGGCAAGGGCAGCAGACUAUCAGCGCAAGUCGAGGAAGAAGAUCUGCAUUCUGAUAGUCGUUCUGGUGAUUGUGGCUGUGAUUAUUGGUCUCAUCAUUUGGGGAGCCUUAAAAGGAUGAGGCCUUAAAAGGAUGAGGCCUUAAAGGAACGAGGCCAUUACCAGUCAACUGCUCUUGCUGACUGUGGAUCGUUCAGAGCCAUGCCCCCCCACCCCACCACCGACCCCCCACCCCCAGGGAGACUGCUGCUAUCAGGCAUGCUUCUUUCAACAUGGAUGUGGCACCUUUUUGAUUUAUUUUCAUCACUAAUGACACUUCACAACCCACAGUACUGUAAAUGCGUUCAAGAUCCAAACAAAGGGAUGCUCAUUUUAAUAAUGCGUUAAUUAUUAUAAUUUUUUUUUAGAUAACCUUUGAGGGGACAUUUCCAGUUUUUAGAUAUUUUAUAUAUUUUGACUUUGUAUAGUUAUGUAUGUUCUGAUGCCAAAUGCAGUAACAAAUGACCUAUCUAUGCAGAAACUUUAAUAAAAGCAUUCCCUUUUAGUCAUAUAAUCUUUAAUUAUUGUAAGUCAGAGGCAUUGUAAAGGCAUCUCUCUUAAAAUGCCAUUUAUGCUAUCACAGAUGUCCGCUCAUCAAUAUUGUAAAUUAAAAACUGUACUGAGAGAUUCAUUCAAA